Clarias gariepinus (North African catfish) is the source of this 7161-nucleotide messenger RNA. It is a transcript of the gene cspg4, whose product is annotated as chondroitin sulfate proteoglycan 4. The coding region runs from base 55 to 6966 and encodes 2303 amino acids. Lineage: Eukaryota; Metazoa; Chordata; Actinopteri; Siluriformes; Clariidae. The transcript has 10 exons. The record is from RefSeq and is a predicted model, not a curated record.
GGAAAGGCUUUGAAUGGAGAACUAGACAAGGAGACUGCAGAACAUACAGGCAACAUGAGAGUGCUUCAUUUAGCCCUGUGUGCUGUACUGACCCUGCUAAGUCUGCCUCAGGCAAGCCAUGGAGUUUCAUACUUUGGGGAUAGCUACUGCCGGAUAGAUGUGGUGCAGGAUCUGUUAAGUUUUCAUCUGUCACUUCAGUUCAAGACAAGCAGGCGCAGCGGACUUCUCCUUCUAGCCGCUGGAAACAGAGACUACCUGUCUCUAGAGCUCGUCAAUGGCAGGUUACAGACAAAAAUGGAUAUGGGCUCAGGGGAAGUGGUGCUGAGCUCCUCAUCUGGUGUGCAGCUUAACAAUCUUAUAGAUCAUCAUGUUUCCCUUACUCUACAAGAAAAUAAACUCACCAUGACUGUGGACAGUCUUUUUUCAACAUUUGUUAAUUUGCAAGCAGGGGAGGAACACCUCAGUAUUGACAUGGGUGUGUUCCUUGGAGGUGUAAGAGACUUGGAUGUUGAGUACCUCAGCACAGCUGUUCCCUUUCUCCGUGGCUGUAUGAGUGACAUAAAGUUUGAGUCUCAUCAGUUUAAUAUUUUGUCGUCAGCUGCAACUCACUGCCAUGACACUAAAGAUACCUGUAGUAGUGAGUUUGAAGCUGGAGGUGGGGAAGCCACCAGCUUUAUCAGUCCAGACUCCUUUGUAUCCUUCCCAACCUGGACCCAAGCCAACACUGGUUCUCGCAAUUUGGAAUUCCUGAUGAAAACUACAAUCGAAGAUGCUAUGCUUCUCUUUCAUCCAGGUCACAGUGCUGAUUUUAUUGCCUUGGGCAUGACAGGAGGAUUUCUUACAGGUGUGGCAGAUCUGGGCGGAGGCAUGGUAAUUCUAAACAAUGACAAAGUAAAGCUGGACGAUGAUCAGUGGCACAGGAUAAGAAUGCAGGUUGAUCCCAACACUUUUGAUAUAACGGUGGAUAGUCAGUCUGUCUCUGUUCCUCUAGGUGGUUCAGAAAAACUGGAUCUUGUGGGAAAUCUUUACUUAGGAGGUAUCCAGGGCAAAAUGAAAGAUGUAUUCCGUGACGACUUCCUGAAUCGUAUGGAAGAUGAGAUAACAUCUGAGUCUUUCAUUGGCUGCUUAGGAGAAAUCAAAGUGAAUCAGAAAGACAGAAGUCUACAGGACGCUCUGAUAACCAAAGAUGUUCAUGUUAAAUGUGAAGGAGAAGAUUAUGACUAUUCCGCCUAUUAUGAUGCGGAACCAACUACAGCUUCACCAACAAUUGUGAGUAUAACGCCAGCUGAAAGACACUGUUUACCAACUGGUGAUAUGCCGGAGAUCUUUAGAAAUGUCUCUAAGCUCUUGGAAGUCACACCUCUGCUGGUUCCAGAGGGGGGAGAGGCUUCAAUUGAUAUAAGCAACCUGAACCCAACUUUCAAUUUAGAGGCUGCAGGAAUACGACAGUCACAAAUAAUCUUCACCCUUCAGAGUGACCCUUGGUAUGGGCUUGUAGACAUGAACAUAAACACUAGGCGCACUAAGAAGUUUACUCUCCUAGAUGUGGUGAACAAGAAGAUUAAAUAUCUUCAUGAUGGAAAUGAAAAGUUUGCUGAUCAAAUCCAACUAGAAGUGGUUGCACAUGGCUCCAACCUCCCAGAGUGUUUGAAAACUCCCCGCCUUUACAUCCUCCCAGUGGAAAUUGUUCCUGUCAAUGACAUACCCCAGCUCAGUGGUGAAGAUAUUGCACUUACAGAAAAUGGACUCACUCGCUUAAGCCCUAAUCUUGUCAAAAUUGCUGAUUCUGAUAAGCGGUGUGACAAGUUGAUCAUCACUGUUACCUCAGAUCCAAACCCUCAUGGUUACUUAGAGAAUUCAGAGCAUCCUGGAAGGAACCUAAGAGAGUUCACUUGCAGACAGCUCAAGGAUGGACUGAUUUACUAUGUCCACAGAGGAGGCUCAGUAGAUGGACUCACCUUAGAAGUUUCAGAUGGUAAUCAAAUUAUCCAUUCAGCCACCUUAAGACUCACAAUAACUCAAUCACAGAUAAGCCUCAUAAGAAACACUGAACUACACCUCAUUCAGGGCACCAACUCCACCAUAGGGAUACAGAACCUGGCUGUGUCUGCCACUCCCCAAAAUGGUGAUAUCAUAUUCAAUGUCACACAGCCCCUGAGAUUUGGAGAACUGCAAAUUAUCGGGCAAGAUGGUGUGCCAAAAAGAGUGUCACAAUUUUAUCAAUCUGAUCUGGAGCAGAAUAGACUAAUGUACACUACGACAACGUUAGCUGAUCUCGAGGACACAGAAACGGAGUAUAUUCAUUUUAAUGCGCAGCUUGGACAGGCCACUCUUCCAAACAAUACAUUCAUAAUUAAGAUCAUGCCUGCUCAGGACGUAAUGGUAAAAAUUGUCCCUCUUGAAAUUGUAGCAAUGGAACCAGGAGUUAUCAAAAAGUCUGAGUUAGAAUCUAUGAUAAAAGGAAAGAAUAUUGAUUUGGGUUUUAUCAGAUACAUAAUUUGGAAGAGUCCAACAAUGGGUGCCUUGAUGUUGCGUGAUAGAGAUCUGUCAGAUACUGAGAGCUUCACCCAACAGGAUAUUGAGGCUGGACAUAUCAGUUACAGACCAACAAUUCGCAAGGCUUUUGAUGCUGAGGACAAUUUUCAAUUUAAGGUUUUAGCAGGGGAUCAAUACUCUCAAGUAUAUACUUACCCAAUCAGCAUCAAAGCUGACUCUAAUAUCCCUGUACUAACCAAUGAGAGACUGUUGGUAUUAGAAGGAAAUGAAAGUACCCUAAGUAAAGAACACCUCUGGGUGCAAAGCCCACAGUCUACAGACUUUGUGUACAGGAUUAUACAAGACCCUAUCAAUGGACAUCUCAUUCGGGACUCCCCUCCUGGUGUGCCCAGGUUCGAAGGUGCAGUUCGAGUCUUCAGUAAUGAAGAUAUACUCUUAAACAGGCUCAUCUAUAAACAUGAUGGCUCAGAGGUCAGUCAUGACCAAUUCAGCUUUCUUGUCUUUGAAGUAAAUACAGGUAGAAGUAAUGUCCAGAUGGAAGGAGAGGAGGUGAUCAAAGGAACAUUCCACAUAGCAAUUCAAUCCAGAAAUGAUUAUGUACCUCAGAGGGUCAUUAAUAAGCCCUUCCAUGUGGUAAGAAAUGGUCAGCGUUUACUGACCACUGAUGACAUUCUAUUCAAGGAUGACGACUUUGGCUUCAAUGACACCCAAUUGGUUUACGUCCGAGUGGGAAUUCUGUCAGGAAACAUUGUGUCCUCUGGAGACACUUCACAACCCCUAUACCGUUUUACACAGGCAGACCUAAGGGAUGGGAACGUUCUAUUUGUCCAUCACGGUGCUGACCGGGAUUUGUUCCAGCUUCAAGUUUCCGAUGGGUUGCACAAGACCACAGCACUGCUAGAGGUGCAGGCAGGUGAAUCAUACCUGCAUGUAGUCAACAACAGCAUGGUUGUUAUAGACUAUGGAAGUACCAAGACACUGGAUACAAGUGUUCUGGGUGCAGAGUCCAACAUGGACAUUAGGAGCGCUUCAGAAAUUAUUUAUGAUGUAAACACCCCUCCUAAGGAUGGCAGGAUAAUAGUCAGUGGUGUUGAGGCUACUCGCUUCACUCAGGAAGACCUCAAGAAAGGUGUGGUUUCCUAUGAGCACAAUGAUCAAAGCCUCAGGUCUACGGACUCGUUCACCUUUACUGUGCGUGCAAAAGACAUGUCUGAGAAAGGCACUUUUAGAAUUAAGAUCUUCAAGCAAGGCUAUUUGUUUGAGCCUCAAGUAACCGCUAAUACAGGGAUCAUUGCAUAUGAGGGUGAGCAUACUGUCAUCGAUCAGGAUAAUCUCAGGGUGGAGCAGGCUGACAUCUCACCUAGUGAGAUAGUGUUUAGCAUUAAAGAACAUCCACAUUCUGGCUUCGUGGUCAAACUGACCAAUGAUACUGAGAGCGCAGUGUCUCCUGUGCUGGAAUAUAUCCAGACUUUUACACAAGAUGACAUAAAUAUGGGCACAGUCUUAUAUGUCUCAGCCUCACUACAGGGUCAAGACAUGUUCUCACUAGAUGUCAGUAAUGGCUUUACAACAGUCGAGGAUCUAAAGGUACAGGUGGACAUCAUGCCCCAGCUCAUUCCUGUCCAUGUGGGGAACCUCACAGUGAAGGAAGGAAAUGCCGUGACUCUUUCCGAGGACAUUCUCAACAUCACUCACCCAUUUUAUCGGUCCAUUCAUAUUGAAUUCCUCAUGGAGGAAGCACCUCAACAUGGAGAUAUGAGAUAUCUGGACAGGGAUGAUGACGGGCUUGUGGCAUUCACCUGGGACGAUGUGCAGCAGGGAAUAGUCUCCUAUCUUCAUGACAGCUCAGAGACCACAGAGGACAGCUUCACUUUCUUAGCCACUGCUUUCGAGCUAAACCGCCGCAGCCUCCCCAUCGUCCUCAACAUCACGGUGAUCCCUGUUAACGACGAGGCACCGCAGAUAAGACACAACACGGGCCUGGAGCUUCUUGUUGGGGAAGAAACAGAAAUCACUAACAAAGCCUUAAGUGCAGAAGAUACGGACACCCCUGCAGACAAGCUGGUUUACAACAUCGAGGCGACCAAGAGUGGAAUCAUUGCUCUGAAAGAGUCACCUGAUUACAGCAUUGAAAAUUUCACCCAAGCUCAGAUCGACAACAGCGAGGUCAUUUUCAUCCAUAAAGGAUCUGAAUCUGGUGGUUUUAGUUUCACAGUGACAGAUGGAGACCACACAUCACCUCUCCAUCGCUUCGUCGUUGCUGUCCGACAGCUGACAAUCUCCAUGGAUGUACAGAAAGAGCUUUUGGUCUUUCCUGGCUCCAGACAAGUCAUCAAUAGUGAUAUCCUGCGAGCAGUGACCAGUGAAGAUGGAGAUGAGAUCACAUAUUCUCUAGUGAGGCCUCCACGUCUAGGACGGGUCAUUAAGCCCAAUCAGAGUGGACAAUUUGAGGAAAUCAGCCAAUUCACACAAACCGAGUUGGAUGCUGGUGCAGUGUAUUAUGAACACCAGAUGCCAUCAGAGUCCUUCUGGGAAGUAAAAGAUGCUGUAGAACUUGAGCUCACAUCACUACCAGCAGCAAAGCUCCAACACGUUCUCCCUGUUACAGUGUCGUAUAAUGUCACCCAGCGCAAUGAGUCUUCACAGCUAUGGAAAAACAAAGGUAUGUCAGUGGUGCAGGGACAAUCUAUGGCAUUUAAACUCUCCAUUCUGGAUGCAUCCAACUUAUUAGGCAGUGUACCACAAGAAAAACGGAUAGACCAGGACAUCGUUUUUGAGGUACGACAGUUCCCUGUUCAUGGCCGACUCACACUUGGGGGUGAUGAUCUUCCCCGGGAUGCACCCUAUUUCCUGCAAGAUGACAUCAGUCAAGGAAAGCUGGAGUACUACCACGAUGACUCAGGAGCAUCAUCAGACAGAUUCUCUUUCCGUGUUUGGCUGAACCGCCGUGGUCACCCACCUCAGGCAGUACCAGGUGCCGUGGUGUUAGAGGGGGUCUUUUUGAUCUCAAUCAGAAGAAGGGACUCCAGCCCUCCCGAGCUGGUCAGCCUGGACCUGCUGCUGGAGGCACUGCAAGGAUCUACUACUGUACUGUCCAAGCAGCACAUCAACACUAUAGACCAAGACAGUACACCAGAUGAGGUCAGAUUCACAAUCAUAAAGAGUCCUACUAAUGGACACAUCAUCUACAAAGAUACUGGAGACAGGAUCAAGCAGUUUACACAAGAGGAGGUAAACAUGGGCCAGGUGGCAUUCAUGAGCGAUGGUAGCUUGUCUGAAGGUUUUAUGGAGUUCACUAUCUCCGAUGGAAAACACCGGUCAGAACCACACAUCAUGCAUAUUGGCAUCCUAGCUAAGAAACUUGUGCUUAAUAAGGUGGAGGAGAUACAAGUCAAGCAGGCAGAUGAUGAGACUCCUAUUACAGAGGCCAUGUUGAAAGCAUCCACAGGAGGCCCAAUAGAGGAAGAAGUGCUUUAUAAAAUUACAAAUGUUCCCAAGUAUGCGGUAGUAAUGGUGGACAGGCAACCCACUUCUGCCUUUACCCAAAAACAGAUUAGGGAAGGAAGAGUGAGUGUUCGCUUCACCAAGGCUACUUCAUCAAAUGACAGUUUUUCAUUUGUAGCCCGCAGCAGAGCAGCUAAUGUUUCCUCCAGCCUCAACAUCAUAGUAAAGCCCUUAAUAAAUGUGGCCAAGGAUCCCUUACUUCCACGAGGCACUAUAGUUCUGGUGGAUAGAAAGCUAUUAGAUGCUACCCCACUUGCCAACAAGACCAAAAUUACACCAACCUUCAUUUUGACCCAGCAGCCAAAAGGGGCACGGUUCAUUGAAAGAGGAGGAUCAGCAGACGGCCAGCCUGUGAAAUCCUUUACCCAGAGAGAUCUAGAUGAGGGACGAGUGGCUCUUGAGGUCUUGAACUCCACUAGAGAUUCAACAGAUAAAGGUCAGGAUCAGGAUGAGGCUCGCUUCCUCCUCCAGGCACGUGGAGUUCCUCCAGCAGAGUGCACACUUUCCUUCCAGACUGUGCCUUAUGACCCUAAAGGAAUCUAUGGUGCUACCGUACUUAAGGUCCCCCCAUCUGUGCCCAACUCUGACACAAGUAAAGCGGAUGGAAACUGGCCAUAUGAAGCAGGUCCCACCACAACCUCCCCCAGCUCCCAUAAAUCCCCUGUCUCUAGACGGAAUUCACUAUGGGCCAUCCUUAUCCCCAUAUUAGUUAUCCUCCUUCUUCUACUUGUAGCCGGUCUGAUAGCAUACUAUCUAGUGCGUCGCAACAAAACAGGAAAGCACAAUGUCCAGAAUGCUGCCAUCAAUCCAAAAAAUGGGGAGGUCGCUCAGGAAACCUUCAGAAAAACCGAUCCAGCGAAUAACAUCCCCAUGUCCACUAUGGAGUCGAAAGACACAGAUCCUGAAUUACUGCAGCACUGUCGGACAACAAACCCAGCCUUGAAAAAGAACCAGUACUGGGUAUGAGAGGAAAAAAAUUGAACUCCAUUCCAUGAUGCUGUAUUGACAUUUAGUGUAUGUUGACAGAUAUUGACCCAUGGGAAUUAGAUUUUUUUUUCUUUGUGGACACUUUCUUGAGUCAUUCCUAACAGUAUCAUAAAGACCUCCUCUUAUACUAGUGGUAAAAAAAAAUCAUUUUUGAUAAAUAAUUUAACUUUUGUU